AUGAAGAAAGUUAUAGAAUUUUCGAGAAAUAUUCAAAGAUACAACCAGGCUAAAUUAAGAUCAGAAGAAUACAUCCAUUUACGAGAUGCUAUCACCGGAAACAUCGAUGAAAAUUUAAACGCCAAUGACAUCGGAACUGCAUGUAUUUUACCUUCAAGCUACAUCGGCAGUCCACGGAGCAUGCAGGAAUACAUACAAGAUGCGAUGACUUAUGUACGUCAUUACGGUCGACCUGAUUUGUUUGUUACAUUUACGUUUUUUGGUAACACACGUUGCUGGCUGUAUUCUAUUGAGUGGCAAAAGCGAGGUUUGCCUCAUUCUCAUAUUUUGGUUUGGCUUGAAGAUAAAAUCCGUCCAGAAGAAAUUGACCAAAUAAUUUCUGCCGAAAUUCCGGAUCCACUAACUGACUCAGAAUUGUUCGAUAUUGUUACCAGUCACAUGAUCCACGGACCGUGUGGUGCUUUUAACAUGGCAUCACCAUGCAUGGAAGAAGGAAGGUGUAAGAAACGUUUCCCGAAACCCUUUACCAAUGAUACUAUUACGGAUAUCGAUGGUUAUCCAUUGUAUCGCCGCAGAGACCCUGAGCAUGGUGGUCACACAUUUACAAUUCGAAAGUCGAAUUCUAUAAAUGAAGUUGAAAUUGAUAAUCGGUGGGUAGUUCCGUACUCACCAUUGCUGUCAAAAGCGUAUAAGGUAGUGUUGGGAAAAAUCCGGAUUCAUGAAAUUCGAAAUCCGUAA
This is a messenger RNA of Sipha flava (yellow sugarcane aphid), 738 nucleotides long. RefSeq lists its product as uncharacterized. NCBI's taxonomy places the organism in Eukaryota, Metazoa, Arthropoda, Insecta, Hemiptera, Aphididae. Bases 1 to 738 code for a protein of 245 amino acids. The record is from RefSeq and is a predicted model, not a curated record. The transcript is spliced from 3 exons.